Messenger RNA from Erigeron canadensis, 2162 nucleotides. Its product is annotated as trihelix transcription factor PTL-like. The transcript is spliced from 2 exons. The record is from RefSeq and is a predicted model, not a curated record. NCBI's taxonomy places the organism in Eukaryota, Viridiplantae, Streptophyta, Magnoliopsida, Asterales, Asteraceae. The coding region runs from base 312 to 1976 and encodes 554 amino acids.
AUUAUGCAAAGAAAACAAGAAAACACACAUCGUAUAUUCUUCAAACCACACUGAUAUAUAUCAUGGGUCCAAUAUUGUUGUACUCUACAUAAAUUUAGAGCUUUUUCAUGUGAAGACACGAUCCGGAUCUGCCGCUCCUUCUCCUUUCACAAUAUUGCCAUCUCCCUUUCACACAAACACACUUUUCUUUCUCUCAUUAUCUUUAAGAGAGAGAAGAAGGGGUUGUGGGAGCUAGUUAGCUAGCCUUAUCUUUUUGUUUUUUUGAUAGAGUUAGAAUAAAAGUUUUAAUUAUUACAAAGAAAAAAAUUAAUAUGGAAGAACAAUAUGGGAUAACGGAUCUAACUCAUUAUAUGAAUGGAAGAACUAUCUUUAGUAGUACUAGUAUCCAACAUCCACCACCUCAAGCUCAUGAUCUACACUAUGAGAUGGUGAUGUUGGGUGCUAGUGGUUGUACCGGUGGCGGUGGCGGUGGCGGUGGCGUUUUGUUUCGAUCUGAUUCGAACACGGGUGGUUCCACGACUGCUAGUCUUAGCGUUGGUGGUGGCGGCGGCGGCGGUGGGUUAGAGAUGGAAAUCGGUGGUGGUGGUUUAGAAAUGGAAAUUGGUGGUGGUUGUGGUGCAAAUGGUAGGUGGCCAAGGCAAGAAACUCUUACCCUUUUAGAAGUUAGAUCAAGGCUUGAUUCUAAGUUCAAAGAAGCUAAUCAGAAAGGCCCCUUGUGGGAUGAAGUUUCUAGGAUUAUGUCUGAGGAACAUGGGUAUCAAAGAACUGGGAAAAAAUGUAGAGAAAAGUUUGAGAAUUUGUACAAGUAUUACAAGAAAACUAAAGAAGGGAAAGCAGGAAGACAAGAUGGGAAGCAUUAUCGAUUUUUUCGACAACUUGAAGCUCUCUACGGCGAAACUAGUACUAGUAAUAUUAAUCAUAACCCUCCUCCCUCUUUUUCAAAUGCUCAUAAUCUUAAUGGUGAAACUAGUGCUUUUCAAUCUCAUUUGCACCCAAAUAAUAGUUAUAACCAAGAACCAUUUAAACCUGUAGUCCCUUCAAGGCUAUGUGAUAGUCCUAGCCUUUCCAACAAUUCUUCGGCUUUUGACAAUUCUUCAUCGGAUUAUAGUAAUCCGAACGAGUUCAUGGAAAAUGGAGAUUGUGUCAAUAGGAGUAAUAAAAGGACAUUGGGGAAAGGAGGGUGGAAGAGAAAGAUUAAGGAGUUUAUUGAUGCACAAAUGAAGAAGAUUAUGGAGAAACAAGAGGAAUGGAUGGAGAAAAUGAUGAGGUCUAUUGAACAAAAAGAACAAGAAAGGCUUUUAAGAGAGGAACAAUGGAGGAAAGAAGAGGCGGCUAGGUUCGAGAAAGAACACAAGUUUUGGGCCAACGAACGAGCUUGGAUGGAGUCUAGAGAUGCCGCUUUGAUGGACGCUUUGCAUAAAUUGAACGAAAAAGAGUUGGAUCAUCAUCAUCAUAAGUCUUCUUCUCCAAAUAAUGAUCAAAUUAAUAAUGUACCUCAUCAUAACAAUAAUGGAAAGAUGGACACUACUGUUAAUCUUUCGAGUUGGGGUGAAAACGAGAUCACACGACUAAUCCAACUACGAACGAGUAUGGAAACAAGAUUCGAGCAAGGUGGAUGUAUGGAAGAGUAUUUGUGGGAAGAAGUUGCAUCUAAAAUGACAUCUUUUGGUUAUGAAAGAAAUAGUGUAACAUGCAAGGCUAAAUGGGAUAGCAUAAAUGAGUUUUUAAUGAGAACCAAGAAGAGAAAAGAGAACACAAGAAGUUCAAAUUCAUCAUACACUUAUCACUAUAACAAUGAAUCAUCACUUCCUCACAUAUUUCAUCAUCAGGGGGGAAUCUAUCGACAACAACCCAACGAACGACUAAUUGCGCCGAAUGAUCAACAAAACGACGGUACUUAUCGGUUUCUUAUGGGUGAUCCUCAGAACAUGUGGGAUGGGUAUGGCAUGAAGGUAAGCAAGGGUGAUAAUCACUAGUUAAUUAGGUUAUAUUUGUUAAGGGUGUGGGUAGGAAAGGUGGUUAUUGACUAUUUAAUUUUAGUCUCUGGGAAUUAAGUUGAUAUUUAACCAAAUUUCGUUUGGAAAUUAGUUGUGUGAAUAAGGUGAAAUUUGACUACGUUUAUUAAUUAAUGAUUUAUUAUUAAAUAUUUAAAUAGUAAGGAA